AUGGUAAAAGAAGGAAUUGUGUUGGGACACAAAGUUUUAAGGAAGGGGAUAGAAGUGGAUAGAGCAAAAGUGGACACAAUAGCUAUGUUACCCCCUCCAACAAAUGUAAAAGGGGUAAGGAGUUUUCUUGGCCAUGCAGGAUUUUAUCGUCACUUCAUUAAAGACUUCUCAAAGAUAACUAGGCCUUUGACUCAACUACUCUUGAAGGACACUCCAUUCAAUUUCUCUAAAGAAUAUCAUGAAGCAUUUCAUUUAUUAAAGGAAAGAUUAAACACUACUCCUAUCAUGAUAGCCCCAAAUUUGAAUCUUCCUUUCGAGCUGAUGUGUGAUGCUAGUGACUAUGUGGUGGGAUUUGCUUUAGGGAAAAGGGUUGAUAAACAUUUUCAACCUAUUUACUAUGCAAGCAAAACUUUGAACCCAACUCAAUAG
This is a messenger RNA of Lactuca sativa (garden lettuce), 429 nucleotides long. Its product is annotated as putative mitochondrial protein AtMg00860. The record is from RefSeq and is a predicted model, not a curated record. NCBI's taxonomy places the organism in Eukaryota, Viridiplantae, Streptophyta, Magnoliopsida, Asterales, Asteraceae.